This is a messenger RNA of Abrus precatorius (Indian licorice), 1092 nucleotides long. RefSeq lists its product as uncharacterized. Gene Ontology annotation, molecular function: nucleic acid binding. The coding region runs from base 1 to 1092 and encodes 363 amino acids. The record is from RefSeq and is a predicted model, not a curated record. NCBI's taxonomy places the organism in Eukaryota, Viridiplantae, Streptophyta, Magnoliopsida, Fabales, Fabaceae. The transcript has 4 exons.
AUGGUGAAUCUCAACCCAGAAGCUCCUGAAUUCUGUCCCACCCAACAAAACAAGCUGCAGCUAGUGCAAGUGCAAUCACUUUCCUCUCCUAACUUUCCCACUUCCAUAUUCACCCCUCAACACUAUUACUUCAUGGUCUCUUCACUUCCCUCCCGAGAACUUCACCCUUUCUAUUAUCCCUCCUUAUCAUUUCCUUUACCUUCUUUCAUUCACUUUCACGAUGCCACCGUUACCCCCCAACAGGAAACACCCGACGCUGAACCAACUCGUUUUCAUAGCACAACAGAUGAACCUAACCCUCUUGAUGCCCAUGCAGUGCACCAACAUGAGGAGGAAAUUGUGGCUGAUGCUGAAGCAUGUGGUUCAAAAGGGCUUGUACAGAAGCAAGUGUUUAAGGCGUUUAUAACUUGUGGAAGAAUGGAUAGUCACCGUUCAGAUGGGUUUAAGCUGAAGGCUUACGCUAGUAGGAGAAGAAAGGUCGAAGAGGCUGGUCAAGUAAAGAAAAGCAGUGGUCAUUUAAGGAACAGACAUGUUAUGAGGCACCCACAUGAACAAUACUUCAGGGCUUUUCCCAGGAAGAAACGUUGCUGUCCUGUGGUGCCUGUGCGAGUCGAUGGAGAUGAAACCACUGUUAUGAUAAAAAACAUCCCUAGCAAAUACACGCGAGAUAUGCUGGUAGAGUUCUUGGACGACCAUUGCAUGGUGGUGAAUAGAAGAGAGAAAGAAGCUGUCAAAGUGAAUGGAGAGGAGCACAAUAUUUUAGCUUUUGAUUUCGUUUAUUUACCUAUAGAUUUCAAAAGCGGGUUGAACAAAGGCUACGCUUUUGUAAACUUCACUAAGCCCAAGGCAGCUUGGAAGUUUCUUUUGACAGCCUCCAAUAUGAAAUGGAGCUUGUUCCAGUCCCACAAGAUACGUGAAGUGGUUGCCGCACGUCUCCAGGGGAAGGAGAAACUAGAAAGGCACUUUGAAACUAUGAGCUUUCCCUGUGAAUCCGAGGAUGUUCUGCCUGUGUGCUUUAGCCCACCUCGGGAUGGGGUUAUCAAGGGAAAGCAAAGGACUAUGGGGAAGCUUAUCAAGUGCCCAGAAGUUUGA